Molecule: messenger RNA, 3834 nt
Organism: Hevea brasiliensis (rubber tree)
Lineage: Eukaryota; Viridiplantae; Streptophyta; Magnoliopsida; Malpighiales; Euphorbiaceae
Product: L-galactono-1,4-lactone dehydrogenase, mitochondrial
Exons: 7
Coding region: 138-1949 (603 amino acids)
Cellular component (GO): membrane
Molecular function (GO): FAD binding; galactonolactone dehydrogenase activity; D-arabinono-1,4-lactone oxidase activity
Source: RefSeq, a predicted model, not a curated record
ACAGUGUUAGGAAAGGAAAGAAAAACGAAAAGAAAGAAAAGCCUGAACGUCCGCACAAGAAGACUAAAAAACCCACAAAAACUUCUUUCUUCUUGGAUUGAUCCACUGUCACUCCCUCGGACCUAGAAAUACUCAAAAUGUUCAGAGCCCUCUCUCUCAGACGUUCCUUCCAAUCUCUCCAUCACCACCACCCCUCUAUAGCUCUCGUCGCCGCCGCCGCCACCGCCACUAGCGGCACUUUGAAAGACCCAUUUAACCCACUACGUGCAUUCUCAACAUCCACUCAGCCUUCUUCUUCUGAUGCUGAGCUUCGCAAGUACCUAGGCUACACAGCGCUUGUCCUUUUCUGUGGAGCCGCCACUUACUAUUCCUUCCCUUUCCCAGAAAACGCCAAGCACAAGAAGGCCCAAAUUUUCCGCUAUGCUCCUCUACCCGAGGAUCUUCACACUGUCUCUAACUGGAGUGGGACCCACGAAGUUCAGACCCGAGCCUUCCACCAGCCCGAGGAUCUCCAACAACUGGAGGAGUUAGUGAAGGAAUCUAAUGAGAAGAAGGCCAAGAUCCGCCCUGUGGGGUCAGGGUUGUCUCCAAAUGGGAUUGGGCUGGCACGGGCGGGGAUGGUUAACUUGGCGCUGAUGGAUAAGAUUCUGGAGGUGGAUAAGGAGAAGAAGAGGGUGAGGGUUCAAGCUGGGAUUAGGGUUCAGCAGUUGGUUGAUGGGAUUAAAGAGUAUGGCAUUACUUUGCAAAAUUUUGCGUCCAUUAGAGAACAGCAAAUUGGUGGCAUUGUUCAGGUUGGUGCACAUGGUACUGGUGCAAGAUUGCCACCUAUUGAUGAGCAGGUAAUUAGCAUGAAACUAGUCACUCCUUCCAAAGGAACAAUAGAGAUUUCAAAAGAGAAAGAUCCAGAGCUCUUUUAUCUAGCUCGCGUUGGUCUUGGGGGCCUUGGAGUGGUUGCUGAAGUCACCUUACAAUGUGUUGAUAGGCAAGAGCUUGUGGAGCAUACGUUCAUCUCGAACAUGAAGGAAAUCAAGAAAAACCACAAGAAAUUGCUAUCUGAGAAUAAGCAUGUGAAAUACCUAUAUAUCCCAUACACUGACAGUGUUGUGGUUGUGACAUGCAACCCUGUUUCCAAAUGGAGGGGUCCACCCAAAUUCAAACCAAAAUAUAGCAAAGAUGAGGCUAUACAGCAUGUUCGUGACCUUUACAAGGAGUCCCUCAAGAAGUACAGGACUGGAGUAAAUGCAGCUAAAUCUGUUGAUGAUGAUGAAACGGACGAAAAUGAGCUUUCAUUUACAGAGUUAAGAGAUAAACUGCUUGCUCUUGAUCCUCUUAACAAAGACCAUGUCAUAAAGGUUAAUCACGCUGAGGCUGAAUUCUGGAGGAAGUCAGAAGGAUAUAGAGUGGGAUGGAGUGAUGAAAUCCUCGGCUUUGAUUGUGGUGGGCAACAAUGGGUCUCAGAAACUUGUUUUCCUGCUGGUACCUUUUCAAAACCAAGCAUGAAAGACCUUGAAUAUAUAGAAGAGCUGAAGCAACUCAUAGAGAACGAAGAGAUACCUGCACCUGCUCCUAUAGAGCAGCGUUGGACAUCUCGCAGCGAGAGCUCCAUGAGUCCUGCUUCAAGCUCAUCCAAAGAUGAUAUAUUCUCAUGGGUUGGUAUAAUCAUGUAUCUUCCUACAAUGGAUGCUCGCCAAAGAAAGGAAAUCACAGAAGAAUUCUUCCACUACAGGCAUUUAAGUCAGACACUGUUGUGGGACAAGUAUUCUGCUUUUGAACAUUGGGCCAAGAUUGAGGUUCCUAAGGACACUGAAGAUCUUACAGCUCUGCAAGCAAGGCUAAGAAGGCGUUUUCCCGUGGAUGCAUAUAAUAAGGCACGCAAGGAAUUGGACCCUAACAGAAUCCUUUCUAAUAAUAAGCUGGAAAAGCUGUUCCCAUUAUCAGAAGCCAUUUAAGAAGCAUCUUUUUUUGAUUGGACUGCAGAAUCAUUCUAUCCUAGCCUUGAAUAAAUUUAUGAACAGGUGUGCGUUUUUUAAAUUAGCUUGAUUUCAUGAUUUAGAAUGUCUAUUGACUUCAUGGCUAUUUUCUCAUUUAUGGUGGAGCAUUAAAUUUUCAACAUCACAUGAUUUUUAAGAUCAAAAUUACCAAUUGGAUUUGUUUUACAUUGCCUAAGGUGGGAGAAAAGCUUACGGUUUGCUGUUUAUUGGGUAUCCCGUCCCAAUCUUCACUCUGAAAAAUAAGUAUAACCAUUGCUUUUGCGAAGGCUUAAAUGAUUUAAACCUUUAGUUGCAGCAACUUUUUUUGGGGCAAAUAUAAGAGCAUAAUUACUUGAAAAGAUGUUUACCUACAAACGUGAAAGAUGAAUCUAAAUGAAGAGCAAGAAACAAGGAAUUCUAACUUGUGGGCAAGGAACCAUGAUGACCUCAAAGCCUCAAUGCGGGUGUUGAUCAGGAGCUAGUGUUGAACAUGAAUCCAGUCUUAGAUUUUGGUUCUCUGCCUAAUAUAUUGAACUGAGCCAGACCCAGAAAUAGGUCUUUUUAGCAGUUACAAGGCUGGAAGGAUUAGGCCUUUGUGAUUAGUAAUAUGCUUCUAACUCUAUUUUUAGAACUGUGGUCAUUUCUCAUCACUUAGAAAACCCAAAUGUUGAAACUCAGAAAGAAAUGAAAAUUGAAUGAGGAAAUAAAAAGGUACAAAUAUAUUAAUAGAUAGAUUGUUUGCUACACAUGUCCUAUCAAUUACAUUUAUUACAAUAAUCUGAUCAAUUAUAGAAAAGCAGAUCAAUCAAUACAAAUCCAUAGCAGAAGCUAUGCUUAUUUGAACCACUGAUCAAAAUUCAGAAGCAAGCUUCACACAGCCAACAGCAGCACAGAGCGAAGAGGCUGCAUCAGCAAGGGAAACAACAAAAAAGAUAAGCAUUAGGGGUGAAAAGGAAAGAGAAGCUUUUCUGAAGAGAAUAGUUUUCUAUGAAAUAUCCAAUGACAUCCUCUGUUCCAUAAACGUAAUCUUUGGGAGAAAGAGUAAAGCUACUUUUAUGAGAUCCUCUGUUUCAUAAACAUAAUCUUUGGGAGAAAGAGUAAAAGCUAUUUUUAUGAGAGAGAGAGAGUAGUUUUAGAGCCCUAAUUAGGCACAAAUAUGCACAGUUGUCCAUACUACAAAAAUUAGCUGGCCUGACUUACCAUCCUUCAAUAAAGCCUCUGUCUCCUUUCUUCUUUGAAUGAUGGAAGCGCUUCUUCCCAGUGGUGGGAGUCUCAGUUGGGUACCCUUUUCAAGAAUAAAAGAGAUAUAGAAGUUAGUUCUUCCAUAUUGAAAAGAAAGUCCACACACACACACACACACACACACACAGAUAGUUACUAGAAACCUGCAGGGGGAUUGGUUUCUUGCUUCUCUGAGUUAGGCAUUCUUGAGGAAAAGCAGAGGAAUCUUGAGCCUAGUCGUGUCUCUCUCUUGCUGCAACUGUCGUAUUCACGUAGGCAAGGAUGCCUAAACUAGGAUAUACUUGCAGUUGUUUAUAUGCAUUCGUUCAUCUCUCAGAAUGAAUAGAUAAAUAAACUUGAUGAGUAAGCUUUCGCUUUUGCUUGGCACAAAUUGAUUCCUGAAGUUGCUUUCUUUGUUGGGUCGGUAAUUAAAUAUUCCAAAGUUUUCUCAUUCAGAGAGCCAAUACAACCCUGUUCAGACUUUCAGGUAUUAUGAAGUUGACAUUUUGGUGAUUGAAAUUGGCUAUGGCAAAGGCAUCCAGAGCUUUUAAAGGAAACCUCCCAUAGGCUGUAGGAUAAAAGAUAUUGCCAUAUUUACCCUUUAAUUUGAUCUUCAAAAGCAUGUUAGAAAGAGUAGAUAAAA